AUAAAUUAUAUCAUUUAAAUUGAUAUGCUAUGGUAAAUGCAAUAAUAAUAAACAAAAUUCUCUCUAUUUCAUAAAUUUCAAUUUCGUAUUUUACAGAGACACAUAAUUACAAUGAUUUAGAAAUUUGGCCUGUGAUUUCUCAACAACUACAGUAUUCUCAUCAAUCUUAUGGUCAGUUCAAAUGUACACAACCAGGUCUUUAUGCCGAUGAAAAUGAUUGCCAAAUAUAUUACGAAUGCGCGAAAAUUCAGAACAAACGUCGCCUUGAAUUUCGCCAAACAGUUCAUAAAUGUAAUUCUGACAAAGUUUUCUCGUAUGCAUAUGGUGGUACUUGUACACAAUCUCAAGAAAGUGGAAGAGUGAAAUGCAGUGGCUACUCGCGGUUAGAGGAGCAAUAUAAUACAGGGACUUCUUCAAGUAUAUCAUCUAGCACGACAAAAAAAAAUGCAAAAAAUAAUAACUCAAAUAAAAUAAAUAAAAAAGAAAAUAGUGAAGAACGUAAAGCACAGAAAAAACCGGAUUAUAAUAUAAAUAAUAGACAAAACAACAAACAUGAUCAAAAUAAUAAAGAAAAGAAAAGAAAUAAAUACAGUAAUGAAGACUCGGACAGUAGUAGCAAAGAAGAUAACAAAAAACCGAAAAAGAAAAAAGAUACAAGCAAAGAAAUAGAAAUGACAACGCAACGCACGGCUACACAACGUGUUUCAACAGAAGAAUAUUCCGGAAGCGACGAGGAAAACCAGAAUGAUGAAUUUACAAUUACCACCCCCAAGAAUCCUAUUGAGAAUCAAUCCGGAAGCGAGAAGAAAAAUGCGGAUCAUAAUACAAAUAAUAAGCAAAACGACAAACACACAAAAAACGACAAAAAAAAGAAAAAAGAUAAACACAGUAAUGAAGACUCGGACAGUAGUAGCGAAGAAAAUACCAAAAAACCGAAAAAGAAAAAAGAUACAAGCAAAGAAACAGAAAUGACAACGCAACGCACGACUACACAACGUGUUUCAACAGAUGAAUAUUCCGGAAGUGAGGAGGAAAAUCGAAGCGGUGAAAAUAAAAUAACCACUCCUCAGUUUCCAACCGAGAAUCAGUCCAAGAGCAAGGAAAAUAAUGAGAAUAAUGAGAAUGGUGAAAAUAAUAAAACCAUUCCACAGAUUUCAACCGGAGAUCAGUCCGAAAGCAAGGAGGACAACAAAAAUAGUAACAGCGGCGAAAAUAACAAAACCACCCCACAGAUUCCAACCGAAGAUCAGCUCGGGAGUAAAGAAGACAAAGAUGAUAAGAGCGAAAAUAAUAAAACCACCCCACAGAUUCCAAUCGAAGAUCAGUCCGGGAGCAAGAAGGACAACAAAAAUAGUAACAGCGGCGAAAAUAAAAAGAAUACUCCAACCGAAGAGGAAUCUGGAAGCAAGAACAACACAAACAGUAACAGCGGUGAAAAUAAAAGAACUACCCCACAGAUUCCAACCGAAGAUCAGUCCGGAAGCAAGAAGAACAACAAAAAUAGUAACAGAGGCGAAAAUAAAAAAACUACCCCGCAGAUUCCAACCGAAGAUGAAACUGGAAGAAAGGAGGACAACAAGAAUAGUAACAGCGGCGAAAAUAAAAAAACUACUCCAACCGAAGAGGAAUCUGAAAGCAAGGAGAACAACACGAACAGUAACAGCGGCAAAAAUAAAAAAACUACCCCACAGAUUCCAACCGAAGAUCGCUCCGGGAGCAAGGAAGACAACAAGGAUAAUAAGAACGGCGAAAAUGAAAAAACUAUCCCACAGAUUUCAACCGAAGAUCAGUCCGGGAACAAGGAGGACAACAAAAAUAGUAACAGUAGCGAAAAUAAAAAAACUACCCCGCAGAUUCCAAUCGAAGAUGAAUCUGGAAGCAAGAAAGACAACAAAAAUAUUAACAGUGGCGAAAAUAAAAAAACUACUCCACAGAUUCCAACCGAAAAUCAAUUCGGGAGCAAGGAAGACAAAGAUAAUAAGAGCGAAAAUAGGAAAACUACCCCACAAAUUCCAACCGAAGAUCAGUUCGGGAGCAAGGAAGACAAAGAUAAUGAGAGUGAAAAUAAAAAAACUACCCCACAAAUUCCAACCGAAGAUCAGUCCGAGAACAAGGAGGACAACAAAAAUAGUAACAGUAGCGAAAAUAAAAAAACUACCCCACAGAUUCCAACCGAAAAUCAGCCUGGGAGUAAGGAGGACAACAAAAAUAGUAAUAGCGGCGUAAAACAAUUAAGGAAAUUAAAUAGUUAUUUAGUUUUAUAG
Formica exsecta is the source of this 2264-nucleotide messenger RNA. RefSeq lists its product as uncharacterized. The record is from RefSeq and is a predicted model, not a curated record. Bases 672 to 2264 code for a protein of 530 amino acids. The transcript is spliced from 2 exons. Lineage: Eukaryota; Metazoa; Arthropoda; Insecta; Hymenoptera; Formicidae.